AUGACAGGCAAUUCUACAUAUCACUACAUCUCAUCUUUCUUCCUGGUUGGUAUUCCUGGUUUGCAAGAUUUUCACUGCUGGAUUGGCAUUCCUGUCUGCCUACUGUUUGUCCUGACCCUGCUGGGGAACAGUGUAAUCACUGUCACCAUCAAACUAGAGCCAAGCCUCCACCAGCCUAUGCAUUUCUUCCUUUGCAUGCUGGCAAUGAAUGACAUGGCUCUUGCCUUUUCCACAGCCCCCAAGAUGCUUGGUAUCUUCUGGUUUGAAGCUCACAUGUUUGACUUUAAUAUCUGCCUAGCACAAAUGUAUUUCAUUCACACAUUCUGCAUAAUUGAAUCAGCCCUCCUAGUUGCCAUGGCCUUUGACCGCUAUGUAGCUAUUUGCAUCCCACUGCAUUAUACAACCAUCCUGACAACACCCAUGGUCAUUAAAAUGGGUCUGGGUAGUGUGACCCGAGCUACCCUUAUGGUCUUACCCUGUCCUCUUCUCAUUAAGAGGUUACCAUAUUAUACCAGGAAUGUCAUCAAUCAUGCUUAUUGUGAACACAUGGCUGUGGUGAAGCUAGCCAGUGCCAACACUCACAUUAACAGGGCCUAUGGAAUAUCAGUGGCCAUUUCAGUGAUGGUAUUGGACCUAGUAUUCAUAGCCGCGUCCUAUGUCAGAAUCCUCCAGGCAGUCUUCCGGCUCUCUUCCCAGAAUGCCCGCUCUAAAGCCCUGGGCACCUGUGCUGCCCAUGUCUGCACUAUGCUUGUCUUCUACACACCUGCACUGUUUAGCUUCCUAACUCACCGCAUUGGCAAGAAGGUACCUCCAAGCGUCCAUAUAAUUUUUGCAAGUAUGUACCUUCUGGUGCCCCCUACAGCCAAUCCCCUGGUGUAUGGUGUCAAGACUAAGCAGAUUCGUGACCGAGUGAUAGGUCUCUUCUUCCCAAACAAGAGCAUUUCUGAAAAACGAAGUAUGUAA
Molecule: messenger RNA, 963 nt
Organism: Miniopterus natalensis
Lineage: Eukaryota; Metazoa; Chordata; Mammalia; Chiroptera; Miniopteridae
Product: olfactory receptor 52P1-like
Biological process (GO): G protein-coupled receptor signaling pathway
Cellular component (GO): plasma membrane
Molecular function (GO): olfactory receptor activity; G protein-coupled receptor activity
Source: RefSeq, a predicted model, not a curated record